Glossina fuscipes is the source of this 683-nucleotide messenger RNA. RefSeq names its product 60S ribosomal protein L21 (gene RpL21). NCBI's taxonomy places the organism in Eukaryota, Metazoa, Arthropoda, Insecta, Diptera, Glossinidae. Gene Ontology annotation, cellular component: cytosolic large ribosomal subunit; ribosome. Gene Ontology annotation, biological process: translation. Bases 131 to 610 code for a protein of 159 amino acids. Gene Ontology annotation, molecular function: structural constituent of ribosome. The record is from RefSeq and is a predicted model, not a curated record. The transcript has 2 exons.
UUAUUUGUAUACUACUAAAUUCUAUAAGUAAAAGAUCUGGCAAUUCUGCACUGUAUAAAGAUUUCUUCUUUUUCAGAACUGCUACCGCGUGGAAAAUUUCUAACGAAAGGGCUUUAAACGAAAACACUGAAUGACUAACUCAAAGGGCUAUCGUCGCGGCACUAGGGACAUGUUCUCCCGCCCGUUCCGACGCCAUGGUACUAUUCCCCUAGGUACAUAUAUGCGGGUCUUCAAAAAUGGAGAUAUUGUAGACAUAAAAGGCAACGGUGCCGUUCAAAAAGGCAUGCCAUACAAGGCUUAUCAUGGAAAGACAGGGAGAGUGUUUAAUGUAACAUCACAUGCAGUUGGCGUUAUAGUUAAUAAAAGGGUCCGUGGCAAAGUUUUGCCCAAGCGUAUUAACGUACGCAUCGAGCAUGUGCAGCACUCCAAGUGCCGCGAAGAUUUCUUGCGGAGAGUGAAAGAAAAUGAACGCCGAUUGAAAGAAGCCAAGGAAAAAGGUGUUUUCGUAAGUUUAAAACGUCAACCAGCUCAACCUAGAAAAGGUCAUUUCGUAAAAAAAUUGGAAGAACCCAUAACUUUGGCUCCUAUACCAUAUGAGUUCAUUGCUUAAAACGAAUGUGAUUUGAUAAAUUUUUUUCUUUAAUAGAAAUAAAGAGGCAAUAGGUUUGCAGAAGAAAGGUAAA